This is a messenger RNA of Enterospora canceri, 363 nucleotides long. The record is from the annotation of a GenBank genome assembly. Lineage: Eukaryota; Fungi; Microsporidia; Enterocytozoonidae.
AUGCUCUUAUUUAUUAUCCGAUUGAUUGCCUCAUACAAUAUUAUCCUUCGCAAGAUAUCAUUUAAUAAAGCCACCCAGCUUGUUGAAUUCAAAUUCAGAGUACAGGAUGCAAUGGUAUCUGAACAUGAAACAUCUCAUGUUACUUGUGAAGUGUGGUGUACAUCUGGUCUAGAUGAGCUACCAAUACUCAUUACGACAGUAUAUCCAUUAGAAACAAACAGAAACACCUACAUAUUUAUCAAGGUAGGAGAGAUGAAAAACAACUGGUAUUAUUGGAUUGUAGCAAAGGACGCGUUACAACUAAACGUGGCAUAUUCCAACUACUUUAGAAUUAAACUGAGGACUGAAUUAGAAAAUCAAUAA